Molecule: messenger RNA, 2747 nt
Organism: Nematostella vectensis (starlet sea anemone)
Lineage: Eukaryota; Metazoa; Cnidaria; Anthozoa; Actiniaria; Edwardsiidae
Product: proteasomal ATPase-associated factor 1
Exons: 13
Coding region: 71-1309 (412 amino acids)
Molecular function (GO): protein binding
Source: RefSeq, a predicted model, not a curated record
AAAAAUACGAGCAUCAUGAUUUUUGGGUACCCUGUGUGACGGGGACUGGUCAAGAGGCGGUAAAUUCAAGAUGGCGGCUUCCAUGGACGGUGGUGUCUAUUGUCCUUCGAGACUCAGCCUUCAGUUCGAUUGGCGAGACGCCUUUAGAAAUAACGAGAAGGCCUGGGUUGCAUGUUCUAGUGUGGGUCAACCCUCUGUAUAUGGCUUUCUAAGGAGAAACGGUGAUGCACAAGUCUCUACAGAAAAAGAUUGUAUACAAGGGACUGACGGCUUUGAGGUUACUGCCCUUGACAAGAGGUCAAUAACAGUUGCCUUUCCUCACAAAAAAGUGUCUACCAAGUUCAUCAGUAGCUCAAAUGUAUUUACCACAAUUCACAAGAAAAGUAUCAAAUCGAUAGAUGUGUCUUCUGGGGGCAAUCUCUGUGUCACGGCAGCUGAUGACGAUCCAUUGACUAUCUGGAAUACAGAUAAUGGUUCUAUUCGGCACCAGUUAAGUGGUCACAUAGCGGAUGUCAACUGCUGCAGGUUCUUUCCCUCUGGUGAGGUCAUAGCUAGUGGUGGUGCUGAUUUCCAAAUCAAGAUCUGGUCGGCGAUAGAUGGUUCUUGUCCUGUGUCACUUCGUGGACAUACUGGUGGGAUUACUGAUAUCUCCUUUGUUGAGAGAGGCCGUAAUAUUGUUUCAAGCUGUAGGGAUGGCAGUGUACGUCUCUGGGAUUGUGGGACGUCUAGUUGCUUAACAACAGUUUACAAGUGUGACUGCCCAAUUAAUGCAUGCUCCGUGGGUGAGAACCAAGACCUGACAGCAGCAGAUGAUCAGAGAGAUGAAAGAGAAGUAGGAACAUCGCAUAAGCUUUUGCUGCUCGCUAGGGAUGAUGGGAUACUUGCUGGGGUGAACCUGGGGACUAGGGAGAAGCUAUUCGAGUUCCAGGCCCCCUCAGCUAUGAACUGCUGUGCGUUUUUGUCCGAGCGUGCGGUGGUUGCCGGGACGGACGAUGGGCACAUAUGGCUUCUAGAUGUCAGAAACACUAGUUUGCCGAUUGCUGUGUUUCGAAGAUCCAAGUCCCCCAUUAUUUCUGUCAUACCUAUUGGUGAACGCGGUCUUCUAGCCUCCACUGGGGACGGGUCCUGCUUCUCUUGGACCCCCCGCGGCGCCUCGAUGAGUGACGCUUGCUAUGUCACGUGGGAGCUCAUGGGACCGGACUGUGACCCAGUCUAUAAGAUCUGUCGCCAUGGCAACACUGUUUACACGGCCUGCAGAGACAAAGCUGUCAGGAAAUAUAUCUUGGAUACUCAAGAAAUGACGUCAUGAUCUGUUGCCUUGGUAACCCUGUUCUUUUACAAUCUUCCAUUUCCUGGAAAAGUGAUUCGUCAACUUCCACAUCUGCUGGUUCACCUAAGAGCAAAAGAAAAACUACCAUUAAUACAAUAUUUAACGUGGCUAAAGUGCUAUAUGAUGAUGGUUGUGUUUAUCAAGCAAAAUAGACUCUGACAAUGUCAACAUCCAUAGAUCAGGCCACCCAUCUGGAUUCAUGCAAAGCAUCAAUUACCAUUGGCUAUUAAGCAAGUUAGGGGUGGAUAAGAUAUUACUCUAGUUGGUGGGUGGGGGGGCACAUAUUACAUAAAGGAAAUUAAAAAUUGAAAAUAUAGAACAGGGAAGUAGAAACCAAAACCUUCCAUUUUGUCAACCAACAAACUGUUAUUUAUAUCUCACAAGAUAGUAGUAAGAUAAGAAAGUAAAAAAAAACAGUUCUUGAGGUUACCUUCCAGAAAAGCAGAAUCAGAGUUUACAAGAGAUGCGUCCAUUUCAAACAGUUUGCGACCUGCAAGGAUGAGAGAGCAAAAUGCAUGUUGACUCUGUCAGUCUUACAAUAUGCUGUAUGGAAAUGUGAGAAUAUCAAAGACAGUGUAAAUAGGGGGGGAUGUUGGGGGGUAUAAUUACCGCAAUACCGCACAAAGUUUUCAAAAAUAUCGCAUGCCGCAAAGAAGGACGAGGUAUUGAAGCGCAUGAACAACAUCCCUUUAACACCGCAACACCACAAUAUCUAUUUUUUUACCACCAUACCUCCGUUUAAAAAGAAAAAUCUCGCAUCUCGCAGUGUUCAUAAACACCGCAUCACCGCAUGUUUUUUUUGCUCUUUUACCGCAAUCUCGUACAGAAAAGGGCCAACCCAACGUCCCCCCUUGAAUUGGUCCAGAAUUUUCAAUAUAACCUUAAAGCGGCAUUGUCACAUGUUUACUUCCGGUCAAUGACCUAAACACAAAAAAAUAUUUUAAAAUAUUGAAAGCAGUGUGUCUAUUGGAAGUCUCUUUACAGAUGUGAUGUGAUAAUUUAGAGCGGAUGGCCUGGUAAAUAUCUCGGAUUCUAAUAGAUUCUUUUGUCUUUGAACAGUUGAGGUUUCUGUCAGACCUCAGAAAGUACUGUAAACUGGUGACAAUGCAGCUUUCUACUAAAUUAAGAUCAUUUUAAUGCUUUUAAUUUAAGUUUCCUAUGCUUGGGGACCCAGCAAUUUUUGAGGAAGUGGCUUUCAGCUGCCAAAGAGAGAACUGGAUUUUUAAUAAUGAGGAAUUAUCUAUGCUUGCCAUAACAUACCAGUUCCCAUCAACUGUACCAGUUUUCCAAGGUGCUUGAAUCUCAAGGCCCUGGGGAGGGAACCCCCUAAAAAGUAAAAUAUUGCCAUCUUAUCCCUUAGGGCACGUACACACCCAAAUGCUACUGUGCCUUCAAUUAAAAUUAUCUGAAUAUUCUA